AUGCCAUUCAAGUGCUUCAAGUACAACUACUUCUACACCUCGUCAAAGAGAUACCACACAGCGGCCAAGCACAACGCUACCGCCUUCUUUGAUUCAUCCUUCAACUACAUCAAACAAAAUAGCCACCUGCUAUCAUUGGAAUCAAUAUCAAAUGGCGCAAGAAACUACCCAAACCCUCACCCUGCUAAUUCAGCAACAACAAACUACCUUCAAUUUGACUACAACUCCAACAAUAAUAUCCUGCUGAAUGAUGAUGAUAAUAAUUCCUCCAAUGCUGCUGUGUCUCCUGCCACCAUCAAAAGUAAUGAAAACACCCUAAUUGAUGACUCUUUACACACACACCUCAGCAACCCAAUAACACUCAUAUUCCCUUACCAACUACAACAGGUAGCACUAGCAAUCAACAAAUCGAACUAUCAGCAGAUUUUGAAGAAAGUGCCCGCUGUCAAUGUAACUGAUGUAUUGAAUUCAAGUGCCAAAUUAUCCCCAUCACCAUCAUUGCAACCACAAUCACAUCUAUUCAAUCAGCAGAAUCAACCAGCUAUCCAAAGACAUCAUUUACACACAUCUGCAUUAGUACAUAACAAACUAGAGGACAUCAAGUCAUCACCAACCUUAUUAAACUCUGAAGAGCAAGAACCAAAAUUUUUUCAACCAAUUACAACUGAGAAAAUACCUGAUAUCGAGUUGAGUGAUGCAACUUUCUUACGUGAACAAAGUGAAAGAAUUUACGUGGCGUAUGAUCAACAUAGAUAUAGAAGAAUACACUCUCAUUAUAUGGCCAUCAAAAGAAACAACAUUGUUCCUUCAAGAGAAAUUUAUACCAUUGUCUUAUCCUCAAUAUCUAAGAGAUCAAUUGAUGAUACUUUAGAUGAUAAACUGUCCACAAUGCUGAACGUUUAUCAAGAUUUGAUCCAACAUAAAAUCAAACCAGAUUUAGCAAUUUAUUCCGUUGUUAUUAAUGAUUUGUUAGAGGGUUCAAUCAAAUCCUCAUUGGAUUCUAAUAUCAGUUCAAAUGGUGCAGAUUUUUUCAAAAUUGCAAUUGAUAUUUUCAAUGCUUCAAAUUGUUCACAAGUUCAAAAUUUUGAUAAUCAUUUAAUUGAUUCAAUUUUAAUCGGUAUGAACCUUUAUCCAGGCGUUGUGAACAUGGAUUCAUUGAUGAAUCUGUUAGACAAACAAGAAAAUUUCAACAAGAGUCAUAUUUAUUACAUUGGUUUAAUAAAUAAUUGCAAACUAACCAAUGAUUCUGAAAAAGCCAUAAGUUUAUAUGAGGAAUUCAAAACUGAAAGCUUGACAUCACCAUUAUUAGCUGAAAAGCAAUUUUUAAUUUAUUCAACAUUUAUCUCAACUUUGGUAUCUAUAGGUGAAAUUACAUUAGCUACAAAAUUUUUGGAUAAAUUAUUAAGCACUAUUAAGAAUUAUGAAGAAUUUGAACCAAAAUUAACAAUGCUGUUAAGUUCAUACAUUAUUACCCUUUCAAAGCAAAAUGUUGGUAAAGCUUUAGAAAUUUGGUCUCAAUUUAAUAGCAUUGAUUGGAUUCCUGAAUUUUCUUAUGAAUUUUAUUCAAAUCUUUUAUAUCAAACUCAAGAAUUUAAUGACGCUGAAAGAAUCUACAAUUAUAUGGUUUGUUUACCAAAAACAGAUGCAAAGACAAAAUUAAACAAGUUGAAUUUAGAAACCAUUUUAAUUGACCCAGUAAUGAUUAAUGACUCAAUAUCAAGAUUUUUAAUUUCUGCAAUACAAUACGAUCAUAAACAAUAUGUUUUAAAAGUGAUUAAAGAAUCAUUUAUCAGAAAGACAACUUUUGAUAUGUCUGUCUACCCAUUGGUUUUUUACUAUUUGAAUAACGUUGAGCUGACAACAAAGAUUUUGAAUUUACAUGGAUGCUUAAUGAAUAAUGGAUUUGAGUUUUUAUCAUAUUUAACUUCUGUCGAAACAACAGCAUUGUCACCACAAGAACUCAUUCAAACAAAAUUUUUCCAAAAAUUGGUUCAAGAUUACAAAUUAGAUAAACUUGAAAAUUAUGAUGGCUUUUACAAAAUUUUCAAUUCGGUUUUCACUUCAGAGUCUCCAAAUUCAAUAGAAACUUUGGAAUUAUGUGCAUCGUUGAUUAUUGAAUUUCAUGAUUUGGACAAUUAUUAUGUGGAAAUUCCAAACAUUGAGACUAGAGAGUUUAAAGAUGAAUUGACAAAGUUUUUCAAACAAACUGUUGAAGAAAAUAACUUAACUUCUGACAAUCUCAAAUCAGAAACAAUUGCGGAUGCAAUCAAAUUGUUAUUUUGA
This is a messenger RNA of Hansenula anomala, 2283 nucleotides long. RefSeq names its product ribonuclease P (gene RPM2). The coding region runs from base 1 to 2283 and encodes 760 amino acids. The record is from RefSeq and is a predicted model, not a curated record. NCBI's taxonomy places the organism in Eukaryota, Fungi, Ascomycota, Saccharomycetes, Phaffomycetales, Wickerhamomycetaceae. The transcript has a single exon. Gene Ontology annotation, molecular function: protein binding.